Strongyloides ratti is the source of this 1179-nucleotide messenger RNA. RefSeq lists its product as hypothetical. The record is from RefSeq and is a predicted model, not a curated record. Gene Ontology annotation, biological process: transport. NCBI's taxonomy places the organism in Eukaryota, Metazoa, Nematoda, Chromadorea, Rhabditida, Strongyloididae. The transcript has 4 exons. Bases 1 to 1179 code for a protein of 392 amino acids. Gene Ontology annotation, molecular function: transporter activity.
AUGGAUAGUUUAAUAAGAAAAAUUAUACCUGUGGUACAUGAAAAAAUGAAUGUAUCUAUACCAAAUGUCUCAACAUGGUUUAAUGAAAUGGCUCCAACAUAUGUAACUGUUAUUAUCUUAAGUUUAAUAUUUACAUUAGUAAUAUUAAUUAUUGGUUGUAUUCAAUUAUAUCAUGUCUGGCAUUAUGUUAGUAUUGAAGUUAUACAAGUAGAUCUAUAUUGGUUAGUAUGCUGUUCACCGGUGGCUUCAUUGUCAGCUUUUAUGGGAAUGUUGAUUCCUCGAGCAGCAGCAUUUUUAUAUGCAUUUGGUUUAGUUUUUUUUAUGCUAUGUCUUUUCGUUGUCGUAACCUUAAAAUGUAAUUUAUUUGGAAAUCGUUCUAAAAUGUGUGAAUAUUUAAUUCACCAUGAAAAAAAAAUGAAAUUAAAAGUUUUUCCAUUUUGUUGUUGUUGCAGUUGUUUACCAUCAUUUGAACCAAAUGAAAGGAAUGUAAGAAGAAUGGAAUGGCUUAUAUUUCAAUCACCAUUAUUAAGAGCAUUUUUAGAAAUUAUUAAUAUAGUUGUAUAUUUAGAACUUAAUCAUAGAGAACAUGUAUGGUUUACAAUUUCUAGUUUAGUAGGAAUUUCAUCAAUGCUUGUUGCUAGUUAUGGUACUUAUAUUGUUAUUCCUUUAGGUAGUGAAAGACUUAAUGAAUGUAAAUUUAACUAUAUCUUUAGAUAUAUUGAUAUUAUUCAGUUUGUUUAUUCUAUUCAAAAGUUUACACUUGAAUUUGCAGGAAGUGUUGACAUUAUUAAAGAUGGACCAAUAUUACCAUCAUCAUCAAAAGCUUUAUUUUGGACAUCAUUUCUUAUAAUUUUUGAAAUGUUUAUAUGUGUAAUUUAUUUAACAUAUGCAUUACAUCCAUCUAAAAAUGUUAUGUUUGAUAAAUAUAAAUGUAAUAGGAAUACAAAAUUUUCUAAUCGUAGAAAUUAUAUUAAUAGAUCAUUAAAGUAUCAAAAUGCAAUAUGUAAUAUUAAUAAAAUAAAUAACAAUGACUCUCCAAGUAUGCCUACACCUAUACAGGUAUUAUCACCAGAAGAUCAAGAUAUUGAAUCUGUCAAUGAAAGUACAUUAGAUAGACCAAUUGACUUUAGUCAAAAAAAGUCAGAUUUUCAUGUUAAUCAUGGUUUUAGUACUUUAUAG